This is a messenger RNA of Trichoderma gamsii, 1257 nucleotides long. RefSeq lists its product as hypothetical. The record is from RefSeq and is a predicted model, not a curated record. The transcript is spliced from 3 exons. Bases 1 to 1257 code for a protein of 418 amino acids. Lineage: Eukaryota; Fungi; Ascomycota; Sordariomycetes; Hypocreales; Hypocreaceae.
AUGAUUCCAAUUAUGCCCGCACCACCACCUCCAGUACCACCAACACCACAAUACAGGUGCCAAACAUGCUUUGUCUCGUUUGCCACCUCUUUCCAGCUCGAGAUCCACGUCGACGCCUACGAGGUUCGUGCUCUGGAACAGCAUCAGAUGUACUCUUUGUUGGCCGUGGCUAACUCUGUCUACAGACUCGCCAAAGCAGCUGCGCACCUCAUACCAAUCGAGCUGGAUCCGCCCGAUGCCGACAAAUACUCCAACUCAAAUGUCUCCGCCAAAUGCCCCCUGCCGAGUUGCGCCUCGGUAAAGCCGCUCAAGGAUAUGAAGUUCCAUUUUAUGCAACAUGUCGAUUGCUUCGAGGUUUGCCCCGGCUGUAGCUAUACCUGGACCAAUGUCCACUCCUUUUUGGUCCAUGUCAAGGAUUGCCUCAAAGACGCCGACGCAGCAAAGAAGACGCACGGCCAAAGAAGGCAGCGUGCACUGGUUCAUCGCACAGUGAUGCGACUGCAAGACGCCAUGGACGAGUUCAAGACCGAGCCGCUCGACACAAGACAAGACAGGCCUGCUCCAUUUCUGCGACAGCCCCAGACACCGCAGACAGCGUUUUCCGGUGACCCUUCGCUGCAUCCUCUUCUGUCGCGGGAUGCUUCGGUGAAGAGGCACAAGAGAGGGACAGGACCGGUGUACGCUGCGAGCCGCGAGACAAGACGUCUAGACCAAGCCAUUGGUCUGACCGGCCCUGCAACAACUGAUACGCCGCAGGGACAGUCCUGGCGGCCUCCUGGCCUGCCGUCUCACGCCUUUAGCCGCGAACCAAGCGUUAUGCAGGAUCCUAUGCCGAGCUCUGCGCCGUUGAACUCGACACUAUCGCCUCUGUCUCGUCCGGCCAAGCCUCCGAGUCCAGCCAAGCCUCCGAGUCCAGCCAAGCCUCCGAGUCCAGCCAAGGCAACGCGUCCAGCCAAGGCAGCGCGUUCAGCCAAAGCAGCGCAUUCAACCAAGGCAGCGCGUCCAGUCAAGGCAAAAAGUCCAGUCAAGGCAACAAGUCCAGUCAAGGUAACAAGUCUAGUCAAGGCAACAAGUCCAGUCGAGGAUCUGUGUCCAGUCGAGACUCCACGUCUGGCCGAGGCUUCUCCUGAAGCUCCGUCCAAUAUAAUGUCUCUAGACGUGGAGAUGGAUAAUGUAAUGCAGCCUGUGGACUGGGAGAUGGAUGAUUUCAUAGACGAAUGGCCUCCUGAGCCUCCUUUUGGACAUAAUCCAAACUAA